CCAGAGAAAGCCAAUGGGUCGUGGGGUAAUAGUAUUCGAAUUACUUAUUCCGAAAGGGAAGUUCCAAAAGCAAAGAACACCAUACACCACUAGUGCUUUGGAUUUUUUCAAUACAAUUUUUAUUAUUCUUAGUUUGUGAUAACGUGCACGUUGGUCGUCUCUAGUUUUCGGGAGUCAAAAAUAUAAAAUAUUUGUUUUUUUUUCGAAAUAGUUUUCUAUUUUAAGAAACUGAAAAAAUGACCGAUAAAUCGUGCGGUGCUCUUACCUCCUCCUCCUCGAUGGGCAUUACUUCAAGUAUCGCCCUUUUAAUUGUUUCCUAUCAUAUUGUGAGAAAAGUUUUACCCUGGCUUUAUUCAAAUAUUCUUGGGCCGAAAUUCUUAGGGCCAAGGGUUGAUUUCAAGCGGUUAGGGGAAUGGGCUGUGAUAACAGGGGCUACAGAUGGUAUCGGAAAAGCAUAUGCAAAAGCGCUCGCCAAAAAAGGUCUUAAUAUCGUGCUAAUUAGCCGAUCGUCAUCCAAAUUAGAAACAGUCGCCAAAGAAAUAUCUGAUGAAACCAAAGUUGAAAUUAAAACAAUUGACAUAGACUUUACUGGAGGACCAGAAAUAUACGAAAAAAUCCAGACAAAUCUCGAAGGCAUUGAUAUUGGUGUUCUUGUCAACAAUGUAGGCAUAAGCUACCACCAUCCGGAAUAUUUCCUAACCUAUACCGAUGAUAAUAAAACAUUCCUUCGGGACAUAGUUUCGGCAAACAUCCAUUCUGUGACUUAUAUGACCAAAAUGAUUUUGCCAAGAUUGGUGGCCAAAAAGCAAGGAGUUAUCAUUAAUGUUUCAUCUCUUGCUGCUGUAAUUCCAAAUCCACUCCUUAGUGUCUACAGUGGAACGAAGGCUUUCGUGGACAAGUUUAGUGAAGAUUUACAACAGGAAUACAAGGAUCAAGGUGUCAUAAUACAAAGUGUUCGACCGGGUUUUGUUGCUACAAAUAUGUCGAAAAUUCGCAAAACAAGCCUUAUGACGCCAUCAGCGGAUUGUUAUGCAAGCGCAGCCUUAAAGACCGUAGGAAUUUGUGGUCAAACUACUGGAUAUUGGCCUCAUUCUGCGAUGCAACUUGUUAUUGACACUGUUUCAUCGGUUUUGGGAAGAGAUUUUGCACAAAACAUGGUUUUCAAUCAGUUGAAAGCUACGAGAAAGAAGGCUUUGCGUAAUGCAAAGAAGAAUUAAACGAGUUUAUGUUUUAGUUAAACGCAAUUACAAACAAAAUAUUAAAGAAAA
This is a messenger RNA of Eupeodes corollae, 1268 nucleotides long. RefSeq names its product very-long-chain 3-oxoacyl-CoA reductase (gene spidey). The transcript is spliced from 5 exons. NCBI's taxonomy places the organism in Eukaryota, Metazoa, Arthropoda, Insecta, Diptera, Syrphidae. Gene Ontology annotation, cellular component: endoplasmic reticulum. The record is from RefSeq and is a predicted model, not a curated record. Gene Ontology annotation, molecular function: oxidoreductase activity. Bases 237 to 1217 code for a protein of 326 amino acids.